Messenger RNA from Lolium rigidum, 2724 nucleotides. Its product is annotated as LRR receptor kinase SERK2-like. The transcript is spliced from 13 exons. Bases 740 to 2575 code for a protein of 611 amino acids. Gene Ontology annotation, biological process: protein phosphorylation. The record is from RefSeq and is a predicted model, not a curated record. Gene Ontology annotation, molecular function: ATP binding; protein binding; protein kinase activity. Lineage: Eukaryota; Viridiplantae; Streptophyta; Magnoliopsida; Poales; Poaceae.
CUACGCUGAUACCUAAAUGCUCAGCUGGCUCUUCCUACAAAACCAUAUGCCGAAAGAUAGCAUGGCUGGCCCCUCUAAAUGUUAUGGAAUUUCGAAGAUCUACUAGUCAGCUAUUUAACUAGGGUAAAGCUCUAACGGAAAACUUUCGGUGCCCAAACAGUGACCACUGACCAGAGUGCAUUUCAGCCAUUGGAUCGCCAGUAGAUGGCCCAGAUCAACUGUGCACCGGCGAGUCCAUGAGGCAUUCGAUCUGAGAUGUCCGUUGCGAGAUACGAUGAGAUGAACGGACUUCAUCGCUUAUUCCUUCACGAAGCACUCUGUUAAGUUUCACCCACUCAAGUCAAAUGCAUGUGUGGGAGUCCAGUACUACACUUCCCUCUGAGCUCAGAGCUCAGACUCAGUGUCUUCUUCUAAGAUACACCUGAAAUAAGAAAGGUCAAAGGAUUUCAGGAGCACCACAUGCUUCUGUCUGUCUCUCUUCUCCUGUUGUCUGGUCUCUUGCUUCCCUUGUGUGCAGGGAAGGGAUGAAUUGGGGAGGUUUUUUUUUGCUCAAGCACUCAGGUGCAGUAGAUUAUGUUCAGAAGCCUCCACCUGAAGAACCAGAAUUAUAAUGCGGCUACCUGGCACUAAUUCAGAUUAAACUGAUCCUUCUGUGUUCCAUCAAGCACAAAUUCAGAAUAAAUCGAGCAGUGUUUGUGCUCCCGAAAAACAAAACAAACGGAAAAUAGUUUCAGAAAGCAUGAAGUUAGUAGCUUUCGGAUUAGUUUUAUUGGGGUGCCUCCAAUCUUUGGCAGCUCCUGACCGCCAAGUCAUAGCACUGCAUGAAAUAAGGAUGAUGCUCACCGACAGCCGCGGUGUUUUGAAAGACUGGAAUGAUAAUCAAGUUAGCCCCUGCUACCUUGCUAAUGUUAGAUGUGAUCAACACGGCGACGUUAUUGGAAUAACUUUGAGCUCGUCAGGAUUAAGUGGAGUCUUGUCGCCCAGCAUUGCAACGAUAACAACUUUACAGCAGCUGUUAUUGGACGGUAACAGCAUAACAGGAGGAAUUCCACAAGAGCUAGGGAACCUAUCAAAUUUAAUGACUCUAAAACUUGGAAGAAAUAAAUUAAAUGGCUCGAUACCUGAAUCUGUUGGACUUCUUUCAGAGCUCCAAAAUCUGGAUCUAAGCCAAAAUUUGUUGAUUGGCAACAUUCCAAGCUCUUUGUCAAAUCUUUCAUCAUUGAACAAUAUCAAUCUUGCAUAUAACAAUCUUAGCGGUGAAAUACCAGAACAGCUACUUCAGGUGUCCCAAUAUAACUAUACAGGCAAUCAUUUUAAUUGUGACCAGCACUUAACUUCAUGUGCGGGAGGCACUAAUAAGACAGCAACAGGUGGAUCAAGGAACUCCAGACUCAAGGUGAUUAUUGGAAGCAUUGGUGGAGCAGUCACACUGAUUGUGUUUGUAGUUCUAUUUCUGCUAUGGUGGCAAAGAAUGCGCCACCAUCCUGAAAUAUACAUUGAUGUUGCAGGUCAGCAUGACCACAGCCUAGAGUUUGGGCAGAUAAAGCGUUUCUCGUGGCGAGAACUCCAGAUUGCAACCAAUAAUUUCAGUGAGCUAAAUGUUCUUGGCAAGGGCGGUUUUGGUAAAGUGUACAUAGGAGUGCUUCCAGGUCCAGACGGUAAGAACGUUGCAGUCAAACGACUGUUUGAAGUGGGAAGCCCUGAAGGUGAAAUGGCUUUCCUCAGAGAAGUGGAAUUGAUAAGCAUUGCUGUGCAUAAGAACAUAUUAAGAUUAAUAGGGUUCUGCACAACGCCGACAGAGCGGCUCUUGGUAUACCCUUUCAUGGAGAACCUGAGUGUUGCUUCCCGUUUAAGAGAUAUAGAACUUAAUGAACAAACAUUAGAUUGGCCAACAAGAAUGAGAAUCGCACUUGGUGCUGCCCGUGGUUUGGAAUAUCUUCAUGAGCACUGCAACCCCAAAAUCAUCCACCGUGAUGUCAAGGCCGCCAAUGUCCUACUUGACGGGAAGUUUGAAGCAGUCAUAGGAGACUUUGGGCUGGCGAAGAUGAUGGACAUGGGGAGAAACACAGUGACAACGGGGGUCCGCGGGACAAUGGGCCACAUAGCUCCUGAGUACUUUAAGACGGGAAGGCCAUCAGUGAAGACAGACAUAUUUGGAUAUGGUGUCAUGUUAUUAGAGAUUGUGACAGGUGAGCGUGCAAUUUUCCCCGACUUCAUGGAAGGAGCUGGUGAGGUCAUGCUCAUUGAUCAAGUGAAAUUGAUGAUGCAAGAAGGGCGAUUGGAAGAAAUCAUAGACCGCAAUAUAAACUGUGGAUAUGACUCUCAAGAGCUAGUAAAAAUUAUCCAAGUAGCACUCCUCUGCACCCACAUUAACCCUGGUCAACGCCCUGCUAUGUCGGAAGUUGUGCAUAUGCUGGAAGGAAAUAUUGUGCUGAAAGAUCGGUGGGAGGAGUGGCAGCAAGCUGAGCUUACCCGCCGGAAGCAGUAUGAGAAUAACCAGCACCGCAAAUUAUUCAGCUUCAGUGAAGAAUCACUCAACAUCCAUGAAGCCGUUGAGCUAUCUGGUGGCAGAUGAGCUGCAAGAAUAUCUAAACAUAACAUGGUUUCACUUGCCUCUUCGUUAGAAAGAGGAAAUAUCAGAACUCAGAAAUGUUUUUGCAGAUAUUAUCUAUCAGGAAUACUCAAAAGAAUUGGGAAGAAAAUGCAAGCGGGUUUAUAGAAUCA